Messenger RNA from Fraxinus pennsylvanica, 1086 nucleotides. The record is from the annotation of a GenBank genome assembly. NCBI's taxonomy places the organism in Eukaryota, Viridiplantae, Streptophyta, Magnoliopsida, Lamiales, Oleaceae.
AUGGAGAAAUACGAGCUUGUGAAGGAUAUAGGUUCUGGAAAUUUUGGUGUGGCGAGGCUCAUGAGGAACAAGGAGACUAAAGAACUUGUGGCUAUGAAAUAUAUUGAAAGAGGACAUAAGAUUGAUGAGAAUGUGGCACGAGAGAUAAUUAAUCACAGAUCACUUCGGCAUCCCAACAUAAUUCGAUUCAAGGAGGUCGUGUUGACUCCCACCCAUCUUGCCAUUGUCAUGGAGUAUGCAGCAGGUGGAGAGCUCUUUGAGAGAAUCUGCAGUGCUGGAAGAUUCAGUGAAGAUGAGGCUAGGUACUUCUUUCAGCAGCUUAUUUCUGGAGUCAACUAUUGUCACUCCAUGCAAAUAUGCCAUAGAGAUUUGAAGCUGGAGAAUACCCUUCUGGAUGGAAGCCCUGCACCCCGCCUAAAAAUCUGUGACUUUGGUUAUUCAAAGUCAUCUCUGCUGCAUUCAAGGCCCAAAUCUACAGUUGGCACUCCUGCUUAUAUUGCUCCAGAGGUUCUGUCAAGAAGGGAAUAUGACGGAAAGUUGGCUGAUGUAUGGUCAUGUGGAGUGACUCUUUAUGUUAUGUUGGUUGGAGCCUAUCCUUUUGAAGACCAAGAGGAUCCGAAGAACUUCAGGAAAACCAUCCAACGAAUAAUGGCUGUUCAGUAUAGGAUCCCUGAUUAUGUCCACAUAUCUCAAGAUUGUAGGCACCUCCUUUCUCACAUAUUCGUUGCCAAUCCAGCCAGGAGGACCUCAAUCAAAGAUAUUAAGACUCACCCAUGGUUUCUGAAGAAUUUGCCAAGGGAAUUAACUGAUGCAGCUCAAGCAGCAUAUUACCGUAAAGAAAACCCAACCUAUUCCCUUCAAAGUGUGGAGGAGAUCAUGAAAAUUGUGGACGAGGCCAAGACCCCUGCUCCGGUCUCCCGUUCUGUUGGAGGCUUUGGUUGGGGAGGCGAAGAGGAUGAGGACAAAGAUGACGAGGAAGAACCCGAAGAGGAGGAGGAGGAAUUGGAAGAGGAAGAGGAAGAUGAAGACGAGUAUGAUAAGCAAGUGAAGGCUGUGCAUGCAAGUGGAGAAGUGCGUCUCACCUGA